Messenger RNA from Dentiscutata erythropus, 732 nucleotides. Lineage: Eukaryota; Fungi; Glomeromycota; Glomeromycetes; Diversisporales; Gigasporaceae. The record is from the annotation of a GenBank genome assembly.
AUGUUUUCAAUUACCAUUAUUAUCUUUUGUUUAAUUUAUGCUUUAUUAUUAGGGAUCAAAAAAAUUAAAGAAAAAAAACAAGGUAAAACAGAGUCAGAAUUUUUAUCAGCAAUACCGCUAGCAAUUUAUUAUCCCAAGCUGGAUAAAGGAAUAACAACAACAAUAUCAGCAACUGCUAAAACACCAAUAUCUAUUAAAUUUUGGUGUAUGUUUCAAAAUAAUAUCAAAUCUUAUCAAGUUAACUCUAGCACCAAACAAUAUACAAGCCCACAAUUUAAAAGUUAUGAUAAGCUUUAUGACAUUUCAAAUGAAGAUGAUAAUGUUUUAGAUGAUGAUAAGCAACUACACUUAAAAUUUUAUAAGGAUUUGGAAAAAAAGUCAGGUCAAGAAAGAUGUUUAAAAUCUGGCAGUAAAUUUUUUGUUGUAGAAAUUUUAUAUCAGAUUUUUAGAUAUUUGGCUGUAAAUAAUUUGCAAUAUGGAAUUUUAACUACGUACAAUCAGCAUUGGUUCUUAAAGAGGCCUUUACAUGAGCCAGAUACCCUUUAUAUUUCACCAACUAUAAAAAUCAGAUCAGAGAGCCCUAUGAUACUCCAAUGCUAUUCAUAUAUACAGCAUUUGGCCAGAAGAUGUCUUAGCACAGGAGAGACACUACCAUUAACAUCAUCCUCUAGUAAUAUUAAUGUUGAUAGUUCUGAUGAUGUCUCAGGAUCUGAUUAUAAAGAAACUUUAUGA